AGUAGGAAGUGGUGAGGCUUGCAGCGGAGAUGGCUGCGCUGGCCCCGCUGCCUCCGCUGCCACCACAGUUUAAGAGCAUACAGCAUCAUCUGAGGACGGCUCAGGAGCAUGACAAGCGCGACCCCGUUGUGGCCUAUUACUGUCGUUUAUAUGCAAUGCAGACUGGAAUGAAGAUUGAUAGUAAAACUCCUGAAUGCCGUAAAUUUUUAUCAAAGCUAAUGGAUCAGUUAGAAGCUCUUAAGAAACAGUUGGGUGAUAAUGAAGCUGUUACUCAAGAAAUAGUUGGUUGUGCCCAUUUGGAGAAUUAUGCCUUGAAAAUGUUCUUGUAUGCAGAUAACGAAGAUCGUGCUGGCAGAUUUCACAAAAACAUGAUCAAGUCUUUCUAUACUGCAAGUCUUUUAAUAGAUGUCAUAACAGUGUUUGGAGAACUAACUGAUGAAUUUAGAUUUAUUCCACUUCCAGAAGUAUCUACGGAACAGAAUGUGAAACACAGAAAGUAUGCAAGGUGGAAGGCAACAUAUAUCCAUAAUUGUUUAAAGAAUGGAGAGACUCCUCAAGCAGGGCCUGUUGGAAUUGAAGAAGAUAAUGAUGUUGAAGAAAAUGAAGACGUUGGAGCAACCUCUCUGCCCACUCAGCCACCUCAGCCAUCAUCUUCAACUUACGACCCCAGCAACAUGCCGUCGAGCAGCUAUACUGGAAUACAGAUUCCUCCCGGUGCACACGCGCCGGCGAAUACACCAGCAGAAGUGCCUCACAGCACAGGUGUAACAAGUAAUACUAUCCAGCCUACUCCACAAACUAUUCCGGCCAUUGAUCCUGCACUUUUCAGUACAGUUUCCCAGGGGAAUAUCUGUCUAACACCCGAGGACUUUGCUCGAGCUCAGAAAUACUGCAAAUACGCCGGCAGUGCUUUGCAAUAUGAAGAUGUCAGCACUGCUGUGCAGAACCUACAGAAGGCCCUCAAGUUACUAACUACAGGCAGAGAAUAAAACCUUUGUACAGCAGAUCCAUGCAUCUUUGGCUUAAAGAACUAACAGUUCAUUACUCUGUAUCUUCCGACUAUCAGGAGCACAGUUUUAAGGAAGACUUCAGUUCCAUUGACGAUAACAAUGAAAUCUGUGUCUGAGUGUCAGAUUCCUGUUGAAGCAUUCAUCAGCAGCCUCAGCCAGUUUUCAUUGCCCAUUUAGUGAAUCCAUUAAUCUCUGGGUAUUUAGGGCUGAUAUUAGCGAGGUCCUAAAAAUGCCCAUUGAACCCUGCCUCAGAAAAUGAAAAUACAGUUCCAUAAAAUGUAUUGGGAAUAAGCUUUGUAUCUUAAUUUACAUAAUUUAAGAAAUGUUUUAAUUUAUGAUGUGGACAAACAGAUCACAGUACUUUGCUAUAAAAUUCUAAAUUUAAUUAUGAUGGCCAGAAUAUUCCAGAUUAGAGAUCAUGGUUUUUGUUUUUCUCAGAACUUAUAAGACAAAUAUGAACAUCCUAAAUUGUUAGAUGAAUCUGAAAGAGAUUGUGUUCAAAAUUCAAUGUUAUAUUCAUGUUAUAACUACAUUAAAAGUUAAAAUUUUCAUAGAAAAGAAGGUGAAGAGGUAGAAUCACUUUUAGACUUAAGAAGAAUGUUGGUUUCCCAACUGCUUUCCCGUAUCCAUUGAAGCUUAAGGUGAAUUGGUAUUUGCUUCGUAGGCAGCUUGACUGCAUGUGUUAGAGAAUGAAAAACAGCUUUAGUAAUGCCUGGAAACUUGGUGCUUUAAGUUGAGAUUCUCCUCUGCUGCUAUGGAAUGGAUUCUCUAGAGUGUAUAGCUAUGAAUGAUGCAGAAGCUUAUAAGAUACUAGAUUCUCACUUGUUACAUUUAUAAGUUUUGGGGGAAUUUUGGGCUUAAUGUGUCACCUGCAUUUGUGCUGUAUAAAAAUAAAUGCAAGGAUUCUUUUCACUGGUUCAACUUACAACAGAGGCAAAUGUCUAUUUUGAUUUGCAUGCUAAAAUUGUCCUUUUUGGGGGGGAGGGUACAUGCCCCUAGCAACAACCGAACCUGGGACUCUCUGGUCUGCAGGUCGAUGCUCCAACCGCUGAGUCAAACCUGCCAGAGCUAAAAUAGUCAUUGUUAAAGUCAUUAUUUUUAGUUAUAGGAAUAAGAUAUUUCUGUAGUAAGACACAAUUUUCUUUAAGAGAGAGAGAGAGAGAGAUUUGGCAAAUUUCCCUAUAAUUUAUCUGGUCCAUUUUAUUUAUUCCACUAAGAUUGAAGUGUUUUAACAUAUGGGUCAGCAAACUAUAGUCUGUGGCUUGACUACCUGUUGUUGUUCAAAUAAAGUUUUAUUGAAUCAAAAUCAUACCCAUUUGUUGGUUUUAUCUGCAGUUGCUUUUCAUAACUACAGAAUUGUAUUUCCUACAGGUCUAAAAUAGUUACUAUUUGGCACCUUAAGGAAAAGUUUGCUGACCCUGAUCUCAUUUAUAGUCUAUCUGAAAGAAAAUGAAUUAUUAACUCAAUCAUUUGUGUCUUUCAUUUUUUAUUUGCACAACUGUAAUGCUGUUGCAUAGGUUUGAUAGAAUGGUAAUUCAGACAGAAUAAACUGUUCUAAAUUAUUGGUGGGGGGGGAAGCCCCAAAUAAUAUGCCUCCUGAAAAAUGUAUCUCUCACAACUAAAUUCCUGCAGCAUUUGUAAGAUUCAAUAUUUACAUCUAGAAAUCCAGUACUCUGACAUACUUCUUUAGAACUUGACUGCAGUAGAAAAGUGGCUAGAAUGGUUAUUAGUGCUUUUAAGAGCUAAACGUUUUAAUUAAAAUCUUUACGUGUCUGGACACUAGAAAGAAAACUGCCACUUCUUAUUUCCUACCCUGUUUCGUUGCUUUCAGUUGGAAGAGCACAUGGAGGGAAGAAGAUAAUGUGGGAACCCCGGAGCCUACUGAUAAGUGGGCGAUGGUGUGACAGCCCUUAUCUGUUGAGUGGAAGCAACACCACUAGCCACUUUGGAGUUGUUAUGAGAGCUAACUGAGAGCGUGUACACCAAGUAGUCAGCACAGAGUAGCAUUCCAUAAAUGUUUUUUGUUGUUCAUAUUAAUGUUACAUUAAAUAAUGUAGAUUGUUAAUAAUCAUUUAUUUCCUGAAUAUCAGGAAAUCCGAGGUGUCUUUGUGGCCUGUUGCUUAAAAUGCUUACUUGUUGAGGGAUUAAACUAGAAAGAUUUUUUAACUUUGUAUUUUUUCCUGGUAAACCUGACAAGAUGAAGUUAGAAAUUUACCAAUGUAACACUAGGAUAGCAAUUUUCAUUUAGUCAUUCAACAUGUAUUUAUUGAGCAGCUACUUUGUGCCUGAUAAUUGUCUUUUGCAUGAAGAAAGUACAGAAUACAAGGGAAAAAACAAA
This is a messenger RNA of Molossus molossus (Pallas's mastiff bat), 3348 nucleotides long. It is a transcript of the gene VTA1, whose product is annotated as vesicle trafficking 1. Gene Ontology annotation, biological process: late endosome to vacuole transport via multivesicular body sorting pathway. NCBI's taxonomy places the organism in Eukaryota, Metazoa, Chordata, Mammalia, Chiroptera, Molossidae. The record is from RefSeq and is a predicted model, not a curated record. Gene Ontology annotation, cellular component: multivesicular body. The coding region runs from base 30 to 989 and encodes 319 amino acids. The transcript is spliced from 9 exons.